Molecule: messenger RNA, 4028 nt
Organism: Bufo gargarizans (Asiatic toad)
Lineage: Eukaryota; Metazoa; Chordata; Amphibia; Anura; Bufonidae
Gene: GCNA
Product: germ cell nuclear acidic peptidase
Exons: 12
Coding region: 993-2741 (582 amino acids)
Cellular component (GO): nucleus
Source: RefSeq, a predicted model, not a curated record
UUUGGGCCGCUUGUGAGAGCCCUGAAUUGGAUCACACAGACGGACCCAGAAACGCCAGUGUGAAAGUAAAUGUACUCGCCCUUUCUCUACUAAAAGCCCAGCUUAAACUACUGCUCAUGUUGGGUGUAGGCUAGAGAGAGCGGAGGUGUAGACCAACCGACCAUUUUUUUUAUUCCUGAGAAAACAAAGCAACGGAGUACUUGGUGCCCUCUUAUUUUUUAAUUUCUGCUUCAGGUUCCUUUGUAAUCAUCCAAACCGGCCAGGUGCUUCUCAGAGGACCUACUACGUCCAAGCCUGCAGAGGGCCACCUGGGGGCUGUCAGACUACCGGAGGGAAAUACAAAAGCGCCUACAAUGUGGUGGGCACCAGGGCUCCCAACCCGAGUCUAAGCCCAAAAAUCACAAACGGGCAAUUUUUUUAUGGACAAAUGGAGAAAAAACGUAAUGAAUAAUGAAGAUUAUAACUCAUACAUGUCUAUAGCUCAAUAUACCGGUAAUAACUCAUUGCCAGAAUUUACUGUGAGCUGAAAAAUUAUAAUUUCCACCCAAAUCUAGUCAAGCACCGCCAGCCUCCAAACAAUCAGGGACAGAUACAUUUUUUUCACCACACAGGGUAAAAUGUCGCCUACAUUUACAGACAACCCUGUGGAUACACAAGUCCUGUGUACAACUCAGACCUGGCUAUAUGUGGAAGUGAGGGAGGUCGGCGGGAGACAGAAGCAGCAAGGACACUACAAGGGCGCAGCUGCCUCCAUGGAAAGCCGCAGGACGACCGCGACACAGCGCGUCCUCCAUACAUCGCUCGUCCUUAUCACCCAGUCUGAGGGGAAAGAAACCUCUCACACACAGCAGCAGUUUCCUGUUUGCGGGCUUUUGAGUGUCCCGGAAGUAUUGCUGGGCGCAGGCCGUGCAUUACCCGGAAGUAUAUAGAGGCUCCCCCUUCCUGGUCCGCGGGAAGUUUAAAUCUUUGUAUUCCUGAUACGCUGCAGGGCCAUGGCUGCGGAGUCACAGAGCCUCCUGGAGAGGAUCGCGGGCCGAUUACAGGGGGCUCAGGCUUCUAGGACAAGACAAAAGUCUCCACCCCGGCUACUGAGUUACGAAGGCGAUUACAGUCCUCAGUUGCCUUGUGUACACGAGUUAGUCCUGACCGAUUCAGCAGAGGACAAUUCUCCUCCAAAGCAACUUUCACAGGAAAGCAAUAGGGCCAAACAACCAGAAUCCAAAUGUUCUCUGACAGCUAAUCUCCCCAGCUCAGUUCAAGAGAAACCAAGGUCCCGAAUAGUAGAAACAGAUUCCAGUGAUGAAGAGUUUGAGAAAUUUUUAACAGAACUAAAAACGCCAAAAACCUCAACUAAAGUUGUGGAUAAACAGAACAGCUUGAAAGUGUUCAUUGUUGAAUCGGAUGAUGACUUUGAUUCAGUAUUUUCUAAAAGUUGGAAAACGCCUAAAACUAAAAAUGGGAUCAAGACCCAUGGUAAAGGAUCUAAAAGUUCUCGGGAAACAGUUGCAUCUCUGCAGUCGAGUUCUCCAGUGUUUAUAAGCGACAGUGAUGAUGAUUCAAUAGUUAUUAAAAGCACGUGGCGCGACAGACAUAGAACAGAUCGUAACAUAAAGACAGAUAAUGGAUCUACCUCAAAGCCUGUGAAGGAAAGUGGCAAGGAAAAUAAUUCGGAGACAAACAGUGUGGGUGGACAUGAUGCAAAGAAAUGGCCAGCUAGGAAUCAGCCCAAGUUCCUGACUUCUGGGAGCUCUGAUGAUGAGGAGUUUGAAAGUCUAAUGGACCGCAUUAAAAACCGGACAAAGAACCAAACGCCUAGUUCAGCUGCAAGUAAAAUCAAACCAAAGACUGCUGCAACAGAACCAGCAAAAGUGCCAUGCUUUGAUCUAACAAACGCAAAGGAAAGGAAACCCAGAUCGCAGACAGACCUGUUUUCAAGUCCAUACUUUUCUAAAGAGAAGGUUCUGAAGGAACCAGAUCAUUAUGUGGAGUGGACCCCUACAGAGAAAACGAGACGUCUGUGUAAAGUAGAAGGCUGCUUCCUUGAAGAUCUUUCCUGUUCAACGUCCAUAUAUGUGAAGAGUUUCAAGCAAAGAAAACAUGAGUUGACAACACGAUUGUACAACCUUUACAACAAAACCGUAUUUGAGCAGAAGCUUCCUGAGAAUUUAGAAAUAACAUGGAAUAAAAAGAUGAGAAAAACCGCUGGUUAUUGUGUUACAGGGCAGAAAAGGCAAACAUUGGAUCGCUAUGCCAGGAUAGAAUUAUCUGAGAAAGUUUGUGAUUCUGCAGAUCGACUCAGAGAUACGUUAAUCCAUGAAAUUUGCCAUGCUGCCACUUGGCUCAUUAAUGGAGUAAGAGAUGGGCAUGGGCAGUACUGGAAACUUUAUGCUCGAAAGUCCACACUUGUACACCCAGAGUUACCAAUGGUGAGCCGAUGUCACACUUAUGAAAUAAACUACAAGUUCACCUAUGAAUGCUCACGUUGCAAAAACACAAUUGGACGCCACUCAAAGUCUCUAGACACAGAGAAAUUUGUCUGUGCUUUAUGUAAGGGAACACUUGUGCUACAGACCACAUCCCGAAAAGAUGGAAGUCCCUCUGUUUAUCAGCUAACUCCAUUUGCAAAAUUUGUUAAAGAGAACUAUGGGUCUACAAAGAAAGAAAUGGCCGGAAUGAGCCAUGCAGAAGUGAUGCGGAAGCUUAGUUCUGAUUUUUCCAGCAAGGCAAAAAUUUCCAGUUGACUAUCAUGAAUGUGAACUUUUUUAAAUGUGAAGUUGUGUCUUAAUUAUGAGACGAGUCAACCUAGUUAGUUCAUUCUUGUUCUUCCUUUUCCAGUCUCUCCCUCUCCUUCUUGAUUGACAGGGCUAGGUGUGAUGACUAACCAGGACUCUUGUCCUUGUCCUGUCAGUCAAGGAGAGGCAGGAAAUUGAUGGAGGAAGCAGGGGGAGCAAGGGUGCACAGAGUGACUUGAGGCCACCCUUGGUGCCCUCUUCCCCUCAUUUGCAUGAGUAAAAGUAUUUUUUCUCUAAAAUGAAGCAAAAGCUCCCCAAGUGAAGCAUUACAUUCAGCUUAGCUAGCCCUACUAGGCAUUGUCUAGUUUAGCAGUGAAUUUCCUGGUGACAGGCUGCCGUUAUAGCGUAGCUUUCAUGGGAUUGUGUUAAAAACUGGUAUGCUUACCAGAUAGUAUGGCCCCCCCCUCCCCCGCCAAAAAAACAACUCCAUUCUGCCACUGUGCUCCUUGCUGGUUUUUGGCGCCAGAUAUGUUAAUUUAGACCAUUGCUACAAGGAGGAAUAGACAUGUAGUCUUCUCAUUUGGCAGGCUGCGACGCUGUCAAUUGCAGCAGACCGUGUCACAGCCAGGGAGAUGGGGAGCUGUUUUUUCUUUUCUCCCUGGCUGUGACGCAGUCCGCAGCGAUUGGAUGGUGUCAGUCAGGGAGAAGGAGACGCACAUUGAGAAAGCAAUGUGUCUCCUCUUUCCUGUACUGAUGUUCUAAAUGAACAUAUCAGACACUGGCACACACUAUGGGGCCACACUAUGUGGUAAGCAUACCAGUUUGUACCACCGUGAAAGGUCUUCUUUAAAGAGAACCUGUUGGCACAAAAUGCUGUGCAAUCUGCAGGCAGCAUGUUAUAGAGAAGGAGUAGUUGAGCAGAUUGAUAUGUAGAUUUAUGGGAAAAGAGUACGCGUAAUUUUAUACAUUUAAAUCUCUGCUCUUUCUGAACUGAAUACCAUUGUUGUGCACAGCUAUCAGUGACUGACAGCUAUCUCUGUAUACACAUACAGGGAAUGUUGGCAAACACAUUGUUAAGAUUACCUUCGUGUACAACUGAAUAAAAAAAAGCUGAGAGAUAAAUGUAUAAAUUACAAGUUUUAUUGAAUUUUUUCCCCCCAGAAAACGACAUCAAUCUGUUCAGCUCCUGUUGCUCUGUAACAUGCUGCCUGCAGAUUGUAUUGCAUUUUGUGGUGACGGGGUAUUUUUAACAGAGUGAAUUGUGUAAAGUUGUCAGGCUAUUGUGUUUGAUAUCUG